UGACCCGAUUGAUGCUUCGUGCUGAUCGUCGGCGUGUAGGAGCGUUGUGAUCGCUGUGCGUGGUGGCAGUUAGGGGAGGAUUUCGAUUUCGCAAGUGUAUGGCACCAGCAGCUACAAAAAGGAUCAGCUUACCUUGCGGCAAGAUCAUUUCUCAAGUGACUACCGUGCAGUGCGGAGCGGCAGCAGCGACAUCGCCACAUCGCAACUUUAUUUACAAACAAGCACAACACCAAAUCAAAACCGACUAUACACAAUGGCCGUACAGGGUCAGAGAUUUAUGACCAAGACUCAGCAUUACCGCAAGGUGACCAAGCCCCUUCUGGAGCGCAAGAGACGCGCCCGGAUGAACCUGUAUCUGGACGAACUUAAGGACCUCAUUGUAGACACCAUGGAUGCGCAGGGCGAGCAGGUCAGCAAGCUGGAGAAAGCGGACAUCCUGGAGCUCACUGUCAACUAUCUGAAGGCGCAACAGCAGCAGCGAGUGGCCAAUCCGCAAUCGCCACCACCCGACCAGGUUAACUUGGACAAAUUCCGGGCCGGAUACACCCAGGCUGCCUACGAGGUCUCACACAUAUUCUCCACGGUACCCGGCUUGGAUCUCAAAUUCGGCACCCAUCUGAUGAAGCAAUUGGGUCACCAGCUCAAGGACAUGAAGCAGGAGGAAGAAAUCAUCGAAAUGGCCGACGAACCAGUAAAUCUAUCCGACCAAAAACGCUCAAAGUCUCCGCGGGAAGAGGACAUCCAUCAAGGCGAAGAAGUCUGGCGCCCCUGGUGAAGGGCAUUCCAUAUAUACGCAACCAAUUAACAUUGAUAGCUUUACCACUCAGUUUCAUUGAGAAACAAUCCAAGUUUUCCAAGGUCUAGUGUAAACAUUUGCCUCAGAAUCGUAUUUAGUUGGUAGUUGAUUUGAUAUGAUGUGAUGUUCCUGUGAUAGUUCUUAAGUUCGUAUUUUGUAUUUGAUCUCCCAUAGGCUUACUGAUUCAUGUAUUUAAUUCACUGUAAUUUAUUUCAUCAUUGCAAGAGCUUCCCCACCGAGCUUCCAAUUAGUCUCAUUAAGAACACAUUUUUAUGUAUGCUUUAAAAUUAUAUUUUUGCUUUACACCAUUAUCUAUAAGCCAUGAACUUUUGAGUAAUAAAAUGAACAUAAACUGAAACUGAAA
Drosophila erecta is the source of this 1160-nucleotide messenger RNA. It is a transcript of the gene E(spl)mdelta-HLH, whose product is annotated as enhancer of split mdelta protein. Gene Ontology annotation, molecular function: RNA polymerase II cis-regulatory region sequence-specific DNA binding; protein dimerization activity; DNA-binding transcription factor activity, RNA polymerase II-specific. Gene Ontology annotation, cellular component: nucleus. The record is from RefSeq and is a predicted model, not a curated record. Gene Ontology annotation, biological process: regulation of neurogenesis; anterior/posterior pattern specification; regulation of transcription by RNA polymerase II. NCBI's taxonomy places the organism in Eukaryota, Metazoa, Arthropoda, Insecta, Diptera, Drosophilidae. Bases 254 to 775 code for a protein of 173 amino acids. The transcript has a single exon.